GUAAACAGCAACGGCGAAAAUUAUAAACCGAAAGCCAGUACUCAUUUAUGUGCCUUUUUGUGUACUUUUUGUGGCGUGUUAGAUUUUAAGUAGGACAUUGUUCACACGCGCAGUGCAGAGAACCACACUGUGCUGAAGUUUCGUUGCUUCAUGUAUGAGAUAAAAUCGGAACUGGCACACUGCUACUGAACCGCAUCCACCACGAUGGACGAGAACUAUUCCGGCUCGCAUGAGUUGCACAAGACUACACCAGAGAACAACCGCGGUACCGAGGAUGGCAGUCGAUCUGCGAUAGCUGUCGCGCUUACGCCAAGCUUCUUGGAGCCAGUCGGAAGGAACGAAUUCGUUGUCAAGUGUGGACGCGUCACUUACGCAGAUCACUUUUACCAGCGCGGUGCGCUGAUGCUGACGAACACAAUACCAUUUUCGGAGCAAAUGUCAACGGCAUUUAGGGAUUUUGCCGCGCGGGAAAGUCAGGCCCCGGAAUGCUUAAUCGGUCUCGCAGCGAGCGCCACGCCUGAGGCCAUGCAGGCGGAGACAGACCGGCUGAAAGAGCUCGCGGAACGCGUCAAUAGGGAUGAGAAAGCUAACAACCAAGCCAAAGCCGUGCCACCUGAUUUUCCGACGUCACCGACUUUCACUCUUGAGCCCCGCGGAAGUGCGUUCGGACGUCAGUAUGCCUUGAUGUCCGAGUCUCGAAAAAGCAAAGAGGGAAAUCACAUGUUUGUGGCCGGGCUGGUGCCGCACGCCUUGCUUCCGCAGUUGAACGGCGAGCUGGAUUUUGAGCACGCUUCGGUGUGCUUGCUGCUGGGGUUUGAGCUAGACUACACACGCAGCAAGUGGCGAGUCUACAUUGUGCACCCGAGGCCAAACGAACUUUUGCGCGACAUAACCGGAUGUGAAGCUCCACGUUCUACUGCAGACGGGGGCGGGGACCUCGAUGGCGAAGCCGGUUUGGGGCUUGACGCGAAGACUCGAAAAGACUCCGGCGCAUCGACAGAAACAGACAGUGAAGACGAACGUAGUUGGGGAGAAGAUGCAAGGUACUACGGGAGAAAGACGGCAGCGCGAUCCAGAUACAACCAGUAUUACUUUUGGUGGAAUGGCGACGACGAAGACAGCGAAGACGUUGAUGGGAAGACAUGCGAAAAAGAUUCGCGAGCGCCAGGCACACCGAGCCCGCGUCCUGGGCCUGCAAAAACGAGGGUACACUACCAUCCGCAGUAUGAAAAUCAGGAUGUGUCCCUCGCGUGUUGGCUGCCUAUAUCUGCGGCGCCACUGUUCAAUACGGAAACAGGAGCUGCGUUACACUUGCAAACAGCAAUUUGUUGGUCUGCGUCGCUGGGAACGGAGGGUCGAUGUACCCGAAUGGCUCCCAGCAGCAUUGCUCACAGCUCCUGUGGUCGCCAUAUCGGAAGAGAGAGAGAAGGCGGCGACGCGUCAGAGUGGCUCGAUCCCGAAAAUAGGCCCUUCUGGACUGCAAAAUGGCUUCUGACUCAUGGGAAGCUCGUGAAAGAAGUGGGUAAAAAUGUGCAGCAGCGUAUGUGCUUUUCGGACCCAGCUGUGCAGGAUUUGUUUCGCAAAGCUUGUGAAGAGGACGGCGGUGUGUUUUUCGACGAGCACCUAGGUUUUGGGAAAAAGAGGCCUCUUUGUUGUAAAGAGCCGGACGAUCAGCAUCAGGAUCAUGCCAAGGAGAAUGUCGGUGAUCUUGGUUUCGACGCUCGGGCAAAGAGAAUGUGGAAGCGCCUCAAGCGGGUCAUGCGGAAGACUGUUGGCACCGGAGAAGGAACCGUCGAUAGAGAAACCGCCCAGAAGCCGCCCCCGGGCAUUGCCAUUCAAGUGAAUGAGCGCAUUGAGGCGGUGUUUGACCCCGCACGAUGGGAGGGCAAGAGCUUGGAUGAUUAUCGUUGGACAGUUCUGACGCCCUCAUGUCCAACGCAGUUUCGCGUUCAUUGUGCUUAGAAAUAAAAAUUUCACAUUCAAUGUAAAUCACUAUCACAAGAUUGUGUGAACGUGAACC
Amoebophrya sp. A120 is the source of this 2020-nucleotide messenger RNA. The record is from the annotation of a GenBank genome assembly. NCBI's taxonomy places the organism in Eukaryota, Dinophyceae, Syndiniales, Amoebophryaceae.